This is a messenger RNA of Diprion similis, 2093 nucleotides long. RefSeq lists its product as uncharacterized. Bases 152 to 1804 code for a protein of 550 amino acids. Lineage: Eukaryota; Metazoa; Arthropoda; Insecta; Hymenoptera; Diprionidae. The transcript has a single exon. The record is from RefSeq and is a predicted model, not a curated record.
AAUACACUUCACAAAUUGCUGUUAUGGAUUUUGGUACUCAAGAUCAACCAAUUCCUACUACUAUUUAGACCCUUAUCAAUGUAAUGCUAAGGGAAAAAAAGUUUCGGAUGGAGGAAGCAGUUGUUUGUGCAUAUUUCCAAGCCUGUGUUUCAUGACUCGACAUAUGUAUCAAAAUAGAUAUGAAGACGCAACUGGAUUCUUCAUUCAUCGAAUGCACGUAGAAUCAAUUAAUGUACCCCCGUUCAAAAAACUUCAAGAAGAUCCGAUGUGGGUAUACUUAGACUUUCACUGGAGUUUUAGUCAUGCACCAGACAUCGUGAAGUCGAGAAGGAGAAGAAAACAAAACAUGUCCGAGCAAAAAAAGCCAUCCUGGAAUUACUAUGCAAUCGAAGUACCAAACCUCAUAUAUUCUGUGUGGGGAACAUUAGGGUGCUACGAUCCGAGGUUUGGUCAGAGAGCUGGAAAGAAUCAAGCUGGAAUAAACGUUGCCAUUCUUGCGAUGCAAUUUUUGUGUCAUCCCUCAAGAUGGGGUCCCGCCAUAUUAGAUUCCGCAGUUAUCUGCGGUGACUGCUACUACACGGAGAGUUUGAGGAGUGCGGUCCGCAGAGGCUGCAGGCAUCCGAAUAGAUUCAACUUGCAGUCGACUUUCAAGGUGUUUCCACACAUCUGGACGAUUGAGUUCAGAGAGAAUAUGUGCGGAACCUUGUACGGUGGACAAGGAAGGCUGACACUUGCCGCCACAUUAAAAUUGGCGUUUGAAGAGGCACCAAAUGUCCUUAUCGAAUGCAACAAGGCCAUAUUUUCAAUCUUGACUGCGGAGGAUGGCUACUACGUGGCAGACUCACGUUGGACCGGACCUCCACUUUUUACCAGAAACCACGGUGCCGUUUAUGUGUUACGAUGUCGAAAUAUGAAUUCUCUCAUCUACGCGCUGACCAAGAUGUUGAACACCAACCAGCGACUGGAAUUUCACAUAACUCCAGUACUCCUGACGUUUACUCAAGAAUCUUGCAGACUUGGUGGUGAAAAGACUUUGAGCAAGACUCAAAAGCAGAUUCUGCUCGAUCCGGUUUGUUAUUCUCCAACUCGCACUAGUGACCCAGCAUCUCAGAUACCUGGAGCAAUAACUGUUGGUGACGAAGAUACAUACCUCAAGUACCGUAGUAAUCUCAUCAGGGGUCAGAAACACGGUGCUGAACUUGAAAAUCCACCGAUCGAUACACCGGAUCCCAUAUUUGCUGAAGUAAACAUGAAUAAUACGUUGGUCAGCACCAUGUGGCAUCUAAAUGUUGGUCAUCCAAUGCCCCACAAACACUCGAAGAAGCCGCGUGAUGAACGUAAUAGAAUUCACGGUCCCCCGGUACCUGUCAGAACUGAAUACCUAACGUCCACACCGUGGGAUGUUGAUUCUGGUUAUCCCAGGCUGGUGGACUUUGCCGAGGAUGCGACCGUGCAGCUGACCGAAAGGACUUCGGAACAGUUUGAACUUGGCAAUGAUUUUACUCCACUCAUUGAACUGGAUACUGUAAUUCCACCGCUCUGCUCUGGGGCACCUAGCUUCAUUACAGACACCUCUAGAAUGGAGUAUGCAAAAACACUGAAGGAGAUGGCUGAUGACUACUACAAAAAUUACAAACACAGAGUAGCAGCUGACUCUGAGGCAGAACAGGUGGCAGGAAAAGCGGAUGAGGAACAGAAAUCAAAAAUAAAAGUGGAACAGGAUGAUGUAGACGGAAAAACAGGUGCAGAAACGGUAACUCCAGACAUGGAACAAGAGCCUUCAAAAUCUGAGGGUCAAACUUGAGUUUCAUUCGAAGCAGUAGUUCAAAGAUUAGGCAAAUCGUCGAUCAUCAUUAAGUGGUCUGCCGUCCCUGGAAUUGUCUCGCCCUUGAUUAUAUAUCAGAAUACAUACUUUCUUGUGUCCACCCUCAAUCUUCAGUCGCAACUUCCAUUAUGACAUUUGUUGUACAGUACCUGUAUAGUGUAAACCAAUGAAGUGGUGCCUUUUGAUACCUCAAGUUUUCAAGUAACCUGAAUCUGUCCUAUUACAUCGUUCUUUGUAGCACAUUGCUCUGGUAAUAUGCAAUCUAAGA